Molecule: messenger RNA, 993 nt
Organism: Fonsecaea erecta
Lineage: Eukaryota; Fungi; Ascomycota; Eurotiomycetes; Chaetothyriales; Herpotrichiellaceae
Exons: 1
Coding region: 1-993 (330 amino acids)
Biological process (GO): protein N-linked glycosylation
Cellular component (GO): endoplasmic reticulum membrane
Molecular function (GO): GDP-Man:Man(3)GlcNAc(2)-PP-Dol alpha-1,2-mannosyltransferase activity
Source: RefSeq, a predicted model, not a curated record
AUGGGUUACGCAUUCGCAGUCGCCCUUUGCAGAUACCUCUUCCCUAACGUGCCGAAUGCGGCAUAUGUGCAUUAUCCGACUAUUUCUACCGAUAUGCUGGACAGUCUUGAGGACACGACCGGUCAGAAGGGAAUCCAUGCCGGUGCCGGGAAAGGGUGGAAAGGUAAAGGAAAGAAAUACUAUUGGCGUGCCUUUGCAUGGCUGUACGGUUUUGUCGGCAGGCAGAUCGAUGUUGUCAUGUGCAAUUCGACGUGGACCCAAGGCCACAUCCGACAGCUUUGGAGACCGAAAAGAGCGUCCUCCUCGUUCGCGGCUAUCGUGUAUCCACCGUGUCCAGUGGAAGAGUUGGAAGCACGCAUCCCGUUGACAGAGGAGAGUGAGAAACAACGAGAGAACAUAGUCCUCUAUAUCGCUCAAUUUCGACCCGAAAAGAACCAUUCGUUGAUUCUUCGGUCCUUUGCCAAGUUCUACCACGCUGCAAAGGAGAAACCACGGUUGGUUCUCAUUGGGUCGGUUCGAAGCAACACGCCGGAUGAGAAGCACAUCUACAGCCUCCGACUUGAAGCGCACGAACUCAAGAUCAAGGAUGCCACCACCUUCAUCUGUGAUGCGCCCUUCUCAGUCAUCCUCGAAUAUCUUCAGAGGUCGAGUAUUGGGACGAACGGCAUGUACGCAGAACAUUUCGGGAUCGGCAAUGUUGAAGGACUGGCCGCCGGGCUCAUCCCAGUGGUACAUAACAGUGGUGGGCCCAAGCUCGAUAUCGUGGUUCCGUUCGAAGGUCAGCCCAUUGGGUUUCACGCUGAGACAGAGGAUGAGUUUGCUGCUGCUUUUGCCCGCGUGACAGCCAUGAGCCCACGGGAACGAUAUGCAAUGAGAGUAAGAGGGCGUGCCAGCACAAAGCGAUUCACAGAGAAAGCAUUUGCUGGCAAAUGGGUCGAGCAGAUGGAGAUCCUGGUCAGGCUGCAGAAGUUGCGGAACAACCAUAACAUAUAG